Diceros bicornis minor is the source of this 3661-nucleotide messenger RNA. RefSeq names its product potassium channel tetramerization domain containing 15 (gene KCTD15). Gene Ontology annotation, molecular function: protein binding. Gene Ontology annotation, biological process: protein homooligomerization. The record is from RefSeq and is a predicted model, not a curated record. The coding region runs from base 1464 to 2315 and encodes 283 amino acids. Lineage: Eukaryota; Metazoa; Chordata; Mammalia; Perissodactyla; Rhinocerotidae. The transcript has 6 exons.
UGGGGCCUCGGUGCAGGGCCGAGCGCCCUGCAGGGCCGGCGAGUUUCCGGGGUCAGAACUGGGCUCACGCAGCUGUGGCUUCGGGGCGGACAGGGCCCGGCUUGGCGCCCAAAUCAGAGAGAAAAAGUCUCUAACGGGACAGAUGUGCGUCCUCUGACGCCCACCCCGCGAGUCCGAAACGGAGCGGGAGGGGCCGGCGCGCUGGUGGUCGUCCCAGGCGCGGGGGCUGGGACCCCAGGCGGGCCGCGCGGAGACGCGAUCCACGCCUCCGGCUCUCCGCUGCCCGCCGGUACUCCCCGACCUGCACGCGCGCACGGGGUACACACUCGCCAACAGGCCCGGUCCCCCCUAGCCAAAGCGCCUCUCGGUCCUUCCGCGCCCCACACCCUCGACUGCAGAAAAAUAAGCUUCAAGUUUUCACUCCGUGUUUCAAAUGUGCAUGAAGGAAUCUAACUGCACGACUGAAUAACAGCAUUAGUUUCAAUUAAUUUUUUUUAAAUCCCGGCAACAAUAAACUUUGAGAACAAAAGCGCUUUUACGUCCUUAAUUAGGCGAGCUUCCCAUCUGUGGUCUCUAAGUGUCUGCCUCUUGAUUUAACUUUGUCCUCCGCCCCGCCCCCGCCGCACACCCCUCCCCGCCCGGCCCGGCGCUUCGGGUUCAGCGGCCACCCCCACCCCGCGGCGCCGCCGGCCUCGGCCCAGCCGGCUCCGGCCGCCCCGAAGUUCGCACCGGCCAGCGGGCUCCGCAGCGGGGCUGGCGCGCACCAGGUGGCCUGGCUGCCUCCCUCCGGGCCCACCCCCUGGACAAUUCUGCAGGCCCCUGGCACUCUCGCCCCAGGCUGGCGCCCAGGGCGCGGAGCUGAAGGGAGCUCGCGAAGCGCCUUCUGUUUACCUUUUAUGGUUAAAAUAACAGCUUAGCAAAGAAGCGACUUCACGAAGAAGCGAUUUAGUGAAAUCGUCUCAAGCUGCCGCAGCUCAGCCAGUUUAAUCACCCCCAGAGAGCUGAACAACUGCGAGCACAAUGGGACACAAAAUCAUUUUGUGUGUAAAUGAGCGUGGCAUUCUGCUCGCUUCCCUCUGCUCGGGCGGGCGGGGCUCGGCGGCGGGCGGGCGCGGGACCCGGGGCUCCCGCCGCAGCUCAGGAGCGGGUCGAUACCCAGCCAGUUUGGAAACCCGCAGACCCUCGAGCACGCUACCGCCGAGGUCCCUGCAACAGGCAGUUUGGCCGAGUCUCACGAGGGCAGUGGCGCGCUGGGGCUGGGUCGUGGGUUUGAUGCUGGUGUUGGCGGAAUGAACUUGUAUCUCUUACUGCACCCACUUCUGUGCUUCUGACCUCAGCAGUGGUCUCGGGGAAAGGGUCGUUGUCCAGCACAGAUGCGUUUGUCGGAGGGAGCGCUGGAGGUUCGGGUCAAGGCGUAAAGCCUGGGGCUUCCAAUGAUACUCUGGGCAGCCAUGGAAGUCUAGAUGCCUCACCGCAAGGAGCGGCCGAGCGGGUCCUCGCUUCACGCCCACGGCAGCGCCGGCACUGCGGAGGGAGCAAGCAUGUCCCGGUUGUCUCUCACUCGGUCGCCCGUGUCUCCCCUGGCCGCCCAGGGGAUCCCACUGCCAGCCCAGCUCACCAAGUCCAAUGCGCCUGUGCACAUCGACGUGGGCGGCCACAUGUACACCAGCAGCCUGGCCACACUCACCAAGUACCCCGACUCCAGGAUAAGCCGCCUCUUCAACGGCACCGAGCCCAUCGUCCUGGACAGUUUGAAGCAACAUUAUUUCAUCGACCGAGACGGAGAGAUCUUCCGCUACGUCCUGAGCUUCCUGCGGACGUCGAAACUGCUGCUCCCGGACGACUUCAAGGACUUCAGCCUGCUGUACGAGGAGGCGCGGUACUACCAGCUGCAGCCGAUGGUGCGAGAGCUGGAGCGCUGGCAGCAGGAGCGAGAGCAGCGGCGCCGCAGCCGGGCCUGUGACUGCCUGGUGGUGCGGGUCACGCCGGACCUGGGUGAGCGCAUCGCGCUCAGCGGCGAGAAGGCCCUCAUCGAGGAGGUCUUCCCCGAGACCGGGGACGUCAUGUGCAACUCGGUCAACGCCGGCUGGAACCAGGACCCCACUCACGUCAUCCGCUUCCCGCUCAACGGCUACUGCCGGCUCAACUCGGUGCAGGUCCUGGAGAGGCUGUUCCAGAGGGGCUUCAGCGUGGCCGCGUCCUGCGGGGGUGGCGUGGACUCCUCCCAGUUCAGCGAGUACGUGCUCUGCCGGGAGGAGCGGCGACCUCAGCCCACACCCACCACUGUCCGGAUAAAGCAGGAGCCCCUGGACUAGGCCCUGCCUCAGUGCCCGCCUGAGGCCCCUCGGCCCUGGGGACACCCCAGGGACCUGGAAACAGUGCUGGGGCUUUCUGCGUCUCCUGCUUAGCAGUGGGUGUGAGACUGAGGGUGGGGCUGGAGGGUCCCCAGGGCCCCGGGUGUCAUGGCAACAGAAGGUGGGAUGCUGGAGGCAUGCCGCCUGAAGGACUGUUGAUGUGACCCAAAGAUGCCGCCGUGGGAACUCCGCUGCCAGUUCUCUGGGCCCCUCAGCUCCCCAGCUCCACGCAGGGCCCUGCGUGGCUCUCGGGCCUGCUGCGGCGGGGUCAGCAGAGGCCUCCCUGGCCCACUCCAGAGGAGCUGUUCAUCCUUCUCCAUGUGGGGCAGACUCCAGUGGGUCUCCUUGGGUCAGAGAUGGCUUAUUUUUCUACAGUAUUUAAGACAAAAGUAACUGUCACUGCACAAGCCAGAGAGACUGACAAGGACCAACACUUCUUUAUCUGGUGCUCAGUUCUAUCAGACAUGCAGCGUGCCCACGGGGGGAUGAGCUGCCGGGCGCUCAGGCCCAGGUGCUUGGAGACUUCUGGUCCCUGCUCUAGAGACAGAUGCAGGGGUAGCAGUGCCAUAGGAGCUGAAGCAGGGCCCCCAAGGGGUCAGGCUGCUGGGAGGAGGGCAGUGUGGGUGUGGGGGAUGGGUGGCUCUGGAAUCAUCUCAGCCCCUCCCCUUUGCUGCCACCCUGGUGCAGGCCACACUUGGUGUGUCACCUGCCCUACGAAUGCCCAGGGGCUUCCAGUCCUGUCUGCAUGUACUCACCUGGGCUCCCGCGGAAGUCUCUUCCCCACCCGGACCAGCCACAGGGCCACACCGCAUCCUUACCUCAGGAAUGGGCCCCACGGUGAAGGGGCCCAUCUGUCAGCAGCGUCCUCUGGGUCCCCAGCUCAGGAAGCCGUCCCCAGCUCCGAUAUUCCCACACUAAUAUGCACACUGAAUUUUAAUUAAACUAUUGUAACACUAGCCUGCAGUAAGACCUGGACACAGGCAUAUACCUAAGACUCUUGGCCCCAGAUUCCAACGAGGACUGGUCCUGAGGGGUCCUCCCAGACCUGCUGCCUCCCAGAUGACAGGCCCAAAGAUGGACACCCCGGCCUUGUCACACUUCCCAGAGCGCUGGCUCUUCCCCAGUGGAGAAACCGCAGGGAGCUGCUGGGUGGGUGGGGCGCCAGGGCCGGCACCACCAUGUACGAUGCCUGUAGACAUGUAUAUGACUCCUUUAAUAUUGUAAAGAUGCCGAUGUACAAUUGUCGUGUGUUUGUGUAAACACAUUACGUUCCUAGUUCAUGCCAUAAAUGAUGCUAUAAAUCAAAA